UUUCCGUGCAUUGGCCCGUAAGUGGAUCAGCUGCUCCAAUGAAAGCAGGAACAAACCAACCUGCUUUCGUAUGUGUAUGAGCUCCAGACUUGAUUGUUAGUUGUCCCUAGCCCUACCGAGACCAUGAACGGUGAAGGCAGAAUCUGGCGGUAUGGUUUCAAUACCGAUUAUACAUGAUCCGAGCCCAUGCUGGCGGCUAUCGCAGUCGCCUGGUCUCGCCGCGGAGCCAGCUGAUCCUGGCAACGACAGGCAUAUUGGUGCUCGAACGAUGAUGAGCAGAUGAGAAGGACGGAACGACAAGGCAAUGCAGUUAUCGGGGCCGAUGUCGAUGUAGUUUACAGAUACAAAGCAACAAGACGAGAGUGCACUUUGAAGAACGCCUGAGUGAGGCGUUAAACAUUUACCCGGGUUCUACCCCCUAGCCUACAGCAGUAAUUUAAUGGUCUAGCGAUGAUGAGUUCACAUCGAGACCGACUGCCGGUACCGGCUCCCCCACGUGGAGAUAUUAGCCCAUGGUCGGUAUUGAAGCAGUCCGUGGGCAAGGAGUUAACCCGAGUUACCAUGCCUGUCGCCUUCAACGAGCCUCUGAGCUUUCUGCAGCGAAUCACCGAAAACAUGGAGUACUACCCGUUGCUCGUGCAAGCCGACAAUAACGACGAUCCCGUAACGCGGUUCGAGCUGGUGACCGCAUUUAUAAUCUCAAAUCUGUCUUCCAACCUCGAUCGUCUGAAUAAGCCUUUCAAUCCUCUACAGGGGGAAACAUUUGAGCUGCAGCGCGAUGACUACUCUGUUGUUUGUGAGCAGGUAUCUCAUCAUCCUCCUGUCUCGGCGCUGCAUGCAACGUCACCUCACAUCAUUUUCGAAGCAAACAUCUGUCCCAAGCUACGUUUUUUGGGAACUCAGGUCACUAUUAAACCUGAAGGUAAAAUGAGCUUGACCCUUCGACGGCAUGAUGAGACCUAUACAUGGGACCACGUCAGUUGUGUCAUCCAUAAUAUCCUUGUAGGCAAAUUGUGGUUUGAGCAACAGGGCGAGAUGCAUAUAGCGUGCACGCAGAGCCAACUUCGUGCGAUUAUAAAAUUCAAACAGGCUGGUCCGGACAUGCGCGACCUGCAUCGGUUCGAAGGAUAUGUCACUGACGACGAUGACCGAAAGAUCCGGUGCAUAUACGGGAAAUGGCCCGAAAGUGUGAAAGCAUGCCCACAUCACGACGUCGAGCACAGUCCACGGCGUACGCCUGAGGGUACUUCGAAAAUGUACGCUAAACUCAACAGUUUUACAAGGUCGCUCACCGUUGGCGCGACACACAGCAAGGAUUUGACAGCCGAAGAAGAUAGCUUGUCGUAUCCGAAUUCGCGUGUUGUCUGGGAAUCGCAGACAAAGCCACCGCAUUCAAAAGAGUACUACCAUUUUACACUGUUCGCAAUGUCAUUGAAUGAGCUUCCCGAUAAGGAGGAAGACCGUCGGAAGCUGCCUCGGACCGAUUGUCGUUUCAGGCCCGAUAUACGUAAAUUGGAAGAAGGCGACUUAGAUGGAGCUGCAGAGGAAAAGAUCCGCCUAGAGGAGCUUCAGCGUGAGCGUCAGAAGGCUGUGAAGAAGUCAUGGAGUCCCUUAUGGUUUCGAGACAACGCCGAUGGCUCAUGGACAUUCACUGGAGACUACUGGAAACGAGAUUUUGCCGCCGUUCCAGAUAUCUUCUAGAUCAAAAUUGUGCUGUGUGUGCAAGGCAUUUUAAUCUACAUGUACACGGGUAACGCUAUUUUUGUGCUCCUAAGUUACGGCCAUUACGAUAGCCGUGCUUACUAUACAAUUUAUGUGGCUAAACAAGUUACUUAAAGAGAAACUUUCAAACAAUCAAGUGUGCGUCCUCCAUCAUCAGCUGUAGUAGAGUUAGCUGUUGACGACGACGACGAUACGUGCAAUUUCGACUUUCGUACAAAUUGAUUAACCUAUGAUAAUAACGAAGGUUAUCACCGGGAUGACACAACCACCGUAGGAAAUAUUGUCUCUGCUUCCAUAAACAUAGACAGCAGCAGUAAUGAGCGUUUAAUGCGUCACAUAAUAUUAUCCGAUUGAUCGAAGACGUAAUUUAUCUAGGGGCAUGCUGCUUCGUCAUCGGAGAGCCAGAGAUCAGAGUCCAAGUGGACAGACCGAAGAUCUCUAAACACAAUUUGAUGCAGAUGAUUAGUACGGGCCGUGCGCCGCAAGACAUCUUCUAUCAUGGUAGAAAAUUUACCUUAUUCAGAAAAAUACAAUAAGAAAAGAGCGAGCGUUAAUGCGGCGACGUAAGAGCAAAGGUAGCCAGUGCAAUGUUCAACCUAAAAAUCUGAAAUCGCUAACGAAACAGAUGUUGGAACCUUGGAACCUACCUUUAUAGAAGGGCUCUUAACACCCAAUCUUGAUUGAGAGGUUUUAAGAGCUCGUCGUCUCGUUCAUUCAUUUCGUUCGUCAAAUUUACAGCUAUCAAAGGAUUGUGAUGAAGGCACAAGAAAACAUUUAUAUAUUCCAUAAUCAUCAUCAUCAUCAUAUAUCCCCAAUGGACAACUUUUUCUUCCACGUUUUAGGCGAUCUGGUUAGAUUUUACAAAAUCUAAGAUAAUGUCUGUUUAUCUAGGUCUGAUAAAAUGCUUUCAUUGCUGUCAUCACGUACUAAGAUGUGACGCGUUGUUUUCAGGUUAGGUAACAACAGAAAUUAAAUCAAAGAUACCUAAAAUCGACCUCUGUCGUUCGUUCGCGCAAGCGUUUUUGUGCUCUUAUUUCAUUUGCCCAUAAAAAACAUUGUCGAUUUUAUUUCUGGUUGAGUUUACCAGCUGUACGCACUCCGUAACUACUACUAGGCCAUGUUGCAAGCGUGCAGGACGUAUCACAGCCCAAAAACCGGAUUUAGGUAACCACAAUUGUAAGAUACGCUUUUCUUUUGUCAGAUCUGUUGUCACUAAUAAGCAUUUGGCCAUCUAAAGCAAAAGCCUAGAUCUGCUAUUAUUAUGUACAGUUUCCUUCUUCUGGCUUUACUAACCCUCUUUGAACGAACAAAUGACUCCGUAUUAAGCGCAGAAACAAACGUCGCCGCCUUAACGCUUCCCUCUUUCGGCAGAUAAGAACAAGCACUCGAUCAAUAGAGUAGGCCAUUCUUGUCUACACCGCAACGUCACCUACGUCUGACGCCAAACAUCGGUGUCAUACGAGUCCGCAAGGACGAAAACACACCUCAAUGGAUUCACUGAUGACAGACAUACGUAUAGCUAUAACUAUCGCAACACGAGCUACUACGCAGAGAAUCUAUUACGCUAUAUCAAUAUUUGGAAGGAUAAAAAUGUCUACUAAAAAACAGUAUAGUUGACAAGAUGCUUGCUAUACGUAAAGAUGGAUGUUUAAUGUUGAGCAUGAUACUAUGGUAUGAUAAAUAUUGAUCGUCGGUCGAGUGUCUGACCUUAUUGAGCAGUGUGAUGCAUGGCACCACCAAGACCACGACAACGAUUGUGAGGACACUUCGGCGCUAUUGAAUAGGUUGCCCUCUACUAGGUUUCUUCUACUAGGUUUGUCAAACGCGCACACAAAUUAUAUAUAUAUAUAUAUACAACAGAAACAUGGAAUGGAUGAAAAAGGAGACUUCUGAUCAGUGUUGUCGCUCUAGUUAUAAUGACAAUACCGCGUCGAACAAGGGCAGGUGUUGACUAGGUGAAGACAACGUUAUUCUAUUGUAUACUUAUAGACGCAGGCGCACGAUGAAUAAAAAACGUAUAGCCGUUUACCUUCAUCGAUUAGGUAGGCUAGAAGAAAGCAAAUGGCAUCCAAAAUGGCAUGCAAAAUCAUCCAUAGAUUUACACGUUAUCUAUACGACCUAUUUGUCAGUCGCUAACAACAAUAUCGGCUAAUAUAAUUGUAAAACAGGUACCAAGAGAGUGACAGCAGACUGACUGUGACGAUCGUUUAAUAACAUGGCUUUUGAUAGCGAGCAAACAAUCAGAGAUAGGCUGAAGCCAGUGUAUGUCUCCUGCCACAUAAAAACCAAGUUGGUCAUGGGGUUUAGUCGUACCAGUAGUUUGAAAACGAGCUUGGUAAAAAAAGAAAAAAAAAAAAAAAAA
Molecule: messenger RNA, 4084 nt
Organism: Varroa destructor (honeybee mite)
Lineage: Eukaryota; Metazoa; Arthropoda; Arachnida; Mesostigmata; Varroidae
Product: oxysterol-binding protein-related protein 2
Cellular component (GO): plasma membrane; perinuclear endoplasmic reticulum; cytosol
Molecular function (GO): sterol binding
Source: RefSeq, a predicted model, not a curated record